CCAAUCAAAAUAAAAAUCAGUGAAGAAUGGAGACAAGUUCAAAUCUUUCAAGUGGACCAAAGAAAUCUUAGCUAUGUACUUAAAAAACGACAAUUUAGGGGUGUAGGAAGUAGCCUCUCUUCAUCCUUGCUCUAUUUGUACCAUCACCCCUCCCAACAAAAGAUAAUCUGACGGCCAUCAGAGCUGAACAUGGAAGCAGACGCCUCCACACCAACUGUCCGAGCGACUGUUGUCCAGGCCUCCUCUGUCUUCUAUGACACUCCUGCCACUCUCGAUAAGGCUGAGAGGUUAUUGGCAGAAGCAACUGGAGAGGGUUCCCAGCUGGUUGUGUUUCCAGAAGCAUUCAUCGGUGGUUAUCCUCGUGGUUCGACUUUUGGUUCUUCCAUUGGGAACAGAACACAAAAGGGUAGAGAGGAGUUCCGCAAGUAUCAUGCUGCAGCCGUUGAUGUACCUGGACCUGAAGUUGAUCGAUUGGCAGCAAUGGCUGGAAAGUAUAAGGUAUAUCUAGUAAUGGGUGUGAUAGAGAGAGAUGGGUACACUCUCUAUUGUACUGUACUGUUUUUUGAUUCUCAAGGUCAUUACCUGGGGAAGCACAGAAAAAUCAUGCCAACAGCACGUGAGCGUACAGUUUGGGGAUUUGGGGAUGGAUCAACUGUUCCAGUUUUUGAGACUCCAAUUGGAAAACUCGGUGCUGUCAUAUGCUGGGAAAAUAGAAUGCCACUACUAAGAACAGCAAUUUAUAGUAAAGGUGUUGAAAUAUAUUGUGCACCAACUGCUGAUGCCCCAGAAACAUGGCAAGCAACAAUGAAGCACAUUGCUCUUGAAGGUGGCUGUUUCGUCCUAUCUGUUAAUCAGUUCUGCCGUAGGAAAGAUUACCCACCUCCUCCAGAGUACACAUUCUCUGGCACAGAAGACGACCUGACUCCAGAUUCUGUUGUCUGUCCCGGAGGCAGUGUCAUUAUAUCACCCUUGGGAACUGUUUUAGCAGGACCAAACUAUGAUGGAGAGGCUCUGCUCUCAGCAGACCUAGAUCUCAGAGAAAUAGCACAGGCGAAGUUCGAUUUUGAUGUGGUCGGGCACUAUUCAAGACCUGAAGUUCUCAGCUUGACCGUGAGGGACCAUCCAACAAAAGCAGUUAGCUUCACAUCAGCAUCUACAAAAACCUAAGGCUCAGCGAAUUUCCAGAAAACGAAGAUGUCGGAGAUACGGGUACUGCUGUAUCUUCUUUUAUUGGCAAAUCUCUUCUUGCAUGAAAAGUACCUUGUGAUCGCCUGGCUAUUAUCCAAUGGAAAUUCCCGUAUCAAAUGAAAUAGUUGCUUGCUUUUCAAUCCUGCACUCGUGAAGAAUAAAGAAUCUCGUCUUUGGACAUCUGUUGUUUCCGUGUUGGUGUUCGAGGGUUAUAAAGAGAUAAUAAAUGAACAAUUGUACAAGUAAUAAUCAUCGUUGCGUCACCUUAUGGUGAGCAUUUGCUAAGUAACCUUAAAAGUGCCUAUAUCUUGUAUUGUAAGUUGUAACAAGGCUUUGCUUGAUGGUUAGAUUUCAUGGCAUGUACCUUCCGGAA
This is a messenger RNA of Ricinus communis (castor bean), 1561 nucleotides long. Its product is annotated as bifunctional nitrilase/nitrile hydratase NIT4B. The record is from RefSeq and is a predicted model, not a curated record. Lineage: Eukaryota; Viridiplantae; Streptophyta; Magnoliopsida; Malpighiales; Euphorbiaceae. Bases 190 to 1167 code for a protein of 325 amino acids. The transcript is spliced from 5 exons. Gene Ontology annotation, molecular function: nitrilase activity; nitrile hydratase activity. Gene Ontology annotation, biological process: detoxification of nitrogen compound.